Molecule: messenger RNA, 876 nt
Organism: Penicillium maclennaniae
Lineage: Eukaryota; Fungi; Ascomycota; Eurotiomycetes; Eurotiales; Aspergillaceae
Product: zinc-binding alcohol dehydrogenase family protein
Exons: 2
Coding region: 1-876 (291 amino acids)
Molecular function (GO): oxidoreductase activity, acting on NAD(P)H
Source: RefSeq, a predicted model, not a curated record
AUGAAGGAAGCUAUCGUUGACCAGGAGCUGAACGUGUCUAUUCAGGAUACCGCUGUUCCGGUUCCUGCGCCAGGCCAGGUCCUCAUCCGUGUUGUGGUAUCCGGCACCAACCCUAAGGACUGGAAAAUACCCCGCUUCCUUGCCAAAUCGCCCAGCAACCCGGGUGAUGACAUUGCCGGGUACGUUGAAAGUGUCGGCGAUGGAGUGGUCAACUUCAGGAAGGGUGACAAGGUGGCUGCGUUCCACCAGAUGAUGACCCCUGGUGGAAGUUAUGCUGAGUAUGCCAUUGCCUGGGAGCAUACAACCUUCCACAUUCCAGAGAAGACAAGCUUUGAAGAGGCCGCCACACUGCCCUUGGCUGCCAUGACAGCGGCCCUCGGCCUGUACCAGAUCCUGGGCCUACCCCUGCCCUGGAAGCCGACCAGUGCGCCACAGCCAUUGGUGAUUUACGGGGGAGCCACUGCUGUCGGAGCAUUUGCUUUGAAAUUUGCUCAGCUGUCGAACAUCCACCCACUCAUUGUGGUGGCUGGUAAAGGCCGUGACUUUGUCGAAACGCUCAUCGACCGCAGCAAGGGCGAUACGAUCAUUGACUACCGCGAAGGUGAUGAAGCGGUUCAGACCAAGAUCAAGUCCGCGGCGGCCGGAAAGCCCAUUCACCACGCAUACGACGCGGUGUCAGAGAAGGGAAGCUACCAGAACCUGUGCGCAUCGUUGACAGCCCCGGCAAGAUUACCGUGGUUCUCCCGCCCGCGGAAGAUUACCAGAUACCCGAGGGAAUCAGCAUCGAACGAACCUAUGUGGGAUCGGUGCACGAGUCACCCGCAGCGGGGAAGACAAUCGAAGAUCGCGAAUUCGGGGCCGCUCUGUUUUCGCUGA